Ctenopharyngodon idella (grass carp) is the source of this 4561-nucleotide messenger RNA. Its product is annotated as anionic trypsin-like. The coding region runs from base 2446 to 2862 and encodes 138 amino acids. Lineage: Eukaryota; Metazoa; Chordata; Actinopteri; Cypriniformes; Xenocyprididae. The transcript is spliced from 6 exons. Gene Ontology annotation, biological process: proteolysis. Gene Ontology annotation, molecular function: serine-type endopeptidase activity. The record is from RefSeq and is a predicted model, not a curated record.
CGUAGCCAUAGCCUGUUUAAUCUCUCUUCUCCAACUUUUAAUAAUAUGUAGCAGAUAUGUUGGCUGCUAUUAACUUUACAGUGGUGCCGUGGUUGUUAAAUGGAUCGAUUUGGUGGUACAGUAUCAUUGAAUGUGAAUCACAGCAUGAGAUGUCAGGACUGUGGGCAGCAGUUCACUCGCUGGGAGGCCUUUAGAAUUCAUCUUAGUGAACAUGUAAAACAAAAGAGACGAAACAAGAAAAGACAUGUGCAAUCUGUCUCUAAUGGAAAUGACAAUGGCCUGGGAUAUGUUACAAAAAAGAUAAAAGUGAAAGAAACAGACAAAGAUGAAUCCCUUGAUGGUUCUUGUCAGUUAAAACCAUCUGAGAUCUUCACCUCCUGUUCUAGUGUUGCUAUGGUGUCAGAGGAUGAAAAGCCUGUAUUCGCAAAGGCAAAUAAAGUCUACGCCUGCGAUGUCUGCGGAAAGGUCUAUUCCUACCUUGAGUCUUUCAGAAAUCACCAGAAACUGCACAUAACUUCAAAAGACCAACAGCCUGAAAUCUGCUGUAAAACAUGUAAGAAAACAUUCAAACGUCCAUUCUCUCUCACACUUCAUCUAAAAUUAAGCAAAAAGUGUGUUCCUGAAGAGCCAUCUGUCCUUCACUGUGAACGGUGUAAUAAAUCUUUUGCCUCGGCUGUGGCAUUCGUGAACCAUCAGGAAAUGCACAAGCAGAGGCCCUUCUGGUGUGAUACAUGUACUAAAGGUUUCAGAAAUUCAGAGGGAUUGGAAAGACACUUGCGUGGCCAUGACAACAAAAAACACACAUGCAACAUCUGCCAGAAGUCCUUUCGGGUUCCAGCCGAACUUCGGUACCAUUACAACAUUCACACCGGUGCCAGGCCUUACACAUGUGAUCUUUGCCACAAGAGGUUCUCGCAAUUAGGAAAUCUAAUUACACAUCGGAAGAAACACCUGGAGGUCUUUAAAAAAGGAGAAGAUGUUCCCCUCGGGAGGAAGGACACUGGUUUUAGAGGAAAGAAUAGAGUGUCAGUUAUGGAAAAAGUCGUUUUAGGAGAAAUGAAGAUCUUCAAUCGAGAGAAAAAGGAUCCAGUGGUAGAAGACGGUGAGAAAAUCAAUGCCAAAAAUGCUACUUUUCCUGAGAGUGAUUCAUCUGACUCCUCAUCGGAUGAAAAACAAAAACAUUUAAAUGAGGCACAGGAAGUUUUGGGGGACUGGGAGUGUGUUGAAUGUGGUGCACAUUUCAUUGGGGAAUCUGAGCUUCACAUGCAUUAUAUGAAGCAUGCAAGUGGGGAAGUUUGAUACACAGUAUGCUUAUUAUUAAUGGCAUUUUGUGUGACUUGCUCUUUACUCAAUAACUCAAUGUUUCAGUGACCAAAGUCAGUCUUGAUGAGACCCAAGUCUAUUAGAUGGCUUUAAAAUGCAAUAAUAUAAUCUUUGUAGGGCUUGGGUGAUGUUGGUUUAAUCUCAAUAUUGCCUUAUUUUCCUUUGGAUACCUUGUAUUUUAUCGCUUAAUCUGAAAAUGGUGUAUUUUAGACACUGUUAUCUGCGAGUCCUUAAUUUAGUAAGAAAUGGAAUUUGACACUAACAUUUAUCUCUGUUUUUUGCAAUCUUGACAUGUUCAUGUCUUUUUUGCGCUGUGAAUCGAGAAUCUUGGUUUGUUGAAAGUGGUCUUUUUUGUUACAAAACAUAGUUAUUUUAUUGCUGUUAACUUGUUAAGAAUUGUUACUUGUUACUGGUUUAGCUUUUCAAGCUGUUCAUGUGUUGAGUCAAUGCAUUGUCAAUACACCAUGUGCUAUUAAUCAUAGAAUUUCUCUUGUGUUGAAUACACAGUUAAGUAAAUCAUAACUUGCAGUCUUAAGUUGUGCUUCACUUAAGAUGUAAAAGCAUUUUUGUUUUUAUUUAAGCUUUGUAAUUGCAUGUACCUUGCUUUAUCAUGCUUAUGGAAAACAGUGUGAUAAGAACUGUUACAACUGUUGUCCCAGGUGCUUAUUUUCACUUAUGAAUCAUUUGCUCUGAUCUUAUUGGUUGAUCUGUAGAUAUCAGUGUUAAAUAAAUCCUUUAAAAUGAUUCUUGAACAUUGCUGAAGUCUGCUCUCUAAAGUUUUGAUUCAUUCCUCUGCAAUGAAGUCUAGUGUUUGCUUUGCUGGCUGUGGCUGUGGCUUGCAGUGCAGGUGAUAAAAUCAUUGGAGGUUAUGAAUGUUCACCCAACUCCCAGCCCUGGCAAGUCUACCUUACUUAUAGUAAUGGGGAACGCUGGUGUGGAGCAUCUCUGAUUAAUGAAAGAUGGGUUGUUUCUGCUGCUCAUUGCUACGUUUCAGCUUCUCGUCUUACUGUCCACCUGGGAGAGCACAAUGUGUACAUUGAAGAAGGCACAGAGCAGAGGAUCGGGGCAGAGAAAGUGAUUCCUCACCCGAAAUACAAUGAUUUUACAUAUAACAAUUAUUUCAUGCUGAUCAAGCUGAAGGAGCCUGCCAUCUUUAACCAGUAUGUGCAGCCAAUCUCUCUGGCGACCAGUUGCUCUUCUGCAGGGGAGCAGUGCUUGGUUUCUGGAUGGGGCAAUCAGAUCACUACUGGAGUUGACUAUGCUUCUGUGCUGCAGUGUUUGAAUUUGCCUGUACUGUCAAGGUCGCAGUGUGAGGGUGCAUAUGGAUGGCAAAUAACUGAAAACAUGUUCUGUGCUGGAUUCAUGGAGGGAGGCAAAGACUCAUGUCAGGUUGAUUCUGGCGGUCCUGUGGUGUGCAAUGGGGAACUGCGAGGAGUUGUUUCCUGGGGUUAUCGCUGUGCUCAGCCUGGCUAUCCUGGGGUUUAUGUUGAGGUUUGCCGCUACGCUGACUGGGUCAAGUCCACCAUAGCUAACAAUUAACUGUUUGUCCAGUUGAGCUGGACCUUUUGAUUACAAAUAUUUUUUUCUGAAAUAUCUGUGAUUAAAUUCAGCUUUGAACAAAUAAAAGUGUUUCUGUCUAUUUGUUUUAUAUGGAUAUAGUAUUUCUGUCAUGACAACUCUGAAGAUUUUUAGCAUAAUAAUGGAUAUGACAAUGUUAAUAUAUUUGGUCUCGGCGGAACAGAUCUGCUAUGCUUCUGCUGCUGAAUUGCAGCUGCUGUUGAUUAUUGCUGCUGCAGAGCAAGUACAGGAACUUGCUACUGCCAGUACAUAUGCUUAUAUGCUGCUGUGUGUAUGCAAGACAAGGCAUACUGCUGCUGCACAAAUAGGAUAUAUAAAAAUGAUCCAUAGCAGAUCUAUACAGGUGGAGCUGGGUUCAGCCAUGCAUGUCAAUAUCCAUGGGGGGAUAUUGAUAAAUCUUUUGCCUCUGCUGUGGCAUUCGUGAACCAUCAGGAAAUGCACAAGCAGAGGUCCUUCUGGUGUGAUACAUGUACUAAAGGUUUCAGAAAUUCAGAGGGAUUGGAAAGACACUUGCGUGGCCAUGACAACAAAAAACACACAUGCAACAUCUGCCAGAAGUCCUUUCGGGUUCCAGCCGAACUUCGGUACCAUUACAACAUUCACACUGGUGCCAGGCCUUACACAUGUGAUCUUUGCCACAAGAGGUUCUCGCAAUUAGGAAAUCUAAUUACCCAUCGGAAGAAACACCUGGAGGUCUUUAAAGAAGGAGAAGAUGUUCCCCUCAGGAGGAAGGACACUGGUUUUAGAGGAAAGAAUAGAGUGUCAGUUAUGGAAAAAGUCAUUUUAGAAGAAAUGGAGAUCUUCAAUCGAGAGAAAAAGGAUCCAGUGGUAGAAGACAGUGAUGAGAAAAUCAAUGCCAAAAAUGCUACUUUACCUGAGAGUGAUUCAUCUGACUCCUCAUCGGGUGAAAAGCAAAAACAUUUAAAUGAGGCACAGGAAGAUGAUUUGCAAGUACAGGAAGUUGAGGGGGACUGGGAGUGUGUUGAAUGUGGUGCACAUUUCAUUGGGGAGUCUGAGCUUCACAUGCAUUAUAUGAAGCAUGCAAGUGGGGAAGUUUGAUACACAGUAUGCUUAUUACUAAUGGCAUUUUGUGUGACUUGCUCUUUACUUAAUAACUUAAUGUUUCAGUGACCAAAGUCAGUCUUGAUGAGACCCAAGUCUAUUAGAUGGCUUUAAAAUGCAAUAAUAUAAUCUUUGUAGGGCUUGGGUGAUGUUGGUUUAAUCUCAAUACUGCCUUAUUUUCCUUUGGAUACCUUGUAUUUUAUCGCUUAAUCUGAAAAUGGUGUAUUUUAGACACUGUUAUCUGCGAGUCCUUAAUUCAGUAAGAAAUGGAAUUUGACACUAACAUUUAUCUCUGUUUUUUGCAAUCUUGACAUGUUCAUGUCUUUUUUUUGUGCUGUAAAUCGAGAAUCUUGGUUUGUUGAAAGUGGUCUUUUUUGUUACAAAAUAUAGUUAUUUUAUUGCUGUUAACUUGUUAAGAAUUGUUACUUGUUACUGGUUUAGCUUUUCAAGCUGUUCAUGUGUUGAGUCAAUGCAUUGUCAAUACACCAUGUGCUAUUAAUCAUAGAAUUUCUCUUGUGUUGAAUACACAGUUAAGUAAAUCAUAACUUGCAGUCUUAAGUUGUGCUUCACUUAAGAUGUAAAAGCAUUUUUGUUUUUA